This is a messenger RNA of Drosophila eugracilis, 501 nucleotides long. RefSeq lists its product as uncharacterized. Bases 1 to 501 code for a protein of 166 amino acids. The transcript is spliced from 4 exons. The record is from RefSeq and is a predicted model, not a curated record. NCBI's taxonomy places the organism in Eukaryota, Metazoa, Arthropoda, Insecta, Diptera, Drosophilidae.
AUGGUUUCAGAAACAGUGGAGGUUCAACCUCUAGUGGAGUUUACGAACAUCAAAUGUGAUGCAGUGGACCCCAAUUUCUGCAAGUUCGAAUAUUGUCUUUUGAAAUCGGUUAACCGAACAUACAAAUAUUUUAUGGUUAAAUUGAAUCUCUAUAAAACUCCGCUUACCAAAGCCAAGGUGAACUUUGCCAUUUAUAAGUUUGCUAAUGGCUAUAAGCCCUUUCUCUACAAUAUUACUGUUGAUGCCUGCAAGUUCCUGCAAAAUCCUAAAUCCAACCCGGUUACUAACUACGUCUAUGGUUUCAUCAAGGAUUUUUCCAAUAUAAACCACUCUUGCCCUUACAAUGAUGAUUUUGUAGUGGAUAAAAUUACAACUGAGUUUUUUAACCAACGAGUGAAAUAUCUGCUGCCUUUUCCGGAGGGAAAGUACUUGUUUCAAAUGAACUGGAUGCCCUAUGGCAUUAUGCGAGCUGUGUUCAAGAUAUACAUCAUACUAUCUUAA